UGCGUGGUAUUUAAACGUCAAGAUGGCGCGUCUGUGUUCCAUGGCGCCGCGACGCUCAGUUGACGCGUGACCGUUCCUGAAGAAUGGGUGUACUCGGGUUCACAUUAUGCGUUUUCCUGAUUGGCAUUGUGUUGCUGCACAAGGCAGACAUGAAUGGUCCGAAGGAGAUACCGUUCAGAAGCGAGAAAUACUAUCAUACGUCGAGCCAGCUGACGAUCGAACAGAUCGCCAGGUUGUCCGACCUCACGAAUAUCACGCACAUGAACGAGAUUCUGGAUAACAUAUGUGUCGUCAGGAUCGUAGGGACUCCCGGACACACGAAUGUCAAAAAUUAUAUAAAGAGGUCAAUGAGUGCUCUUGGUUGGACAGUGGAGUCGGACUCAUUCGAAGCUAAUACUCCACUGUUUGGCAAAUUAGAAUUUGAAAAUAUAAUAGUCAGAUUAAAUCCUAAUGCCAGAAGAUACUUAGUGCUGGCUUGUCACUAUGAUUCCAAGUAUACGAGGGAGAGAAAUUUUGUUGGGGCGACAGAUAGCGCUAUACCAUGUGCUCAAAUGAUUAAUUUGGCUACUGUCAUGAACAAUUCUUUACAGAUUAUUAAAGAGCAAGAUAUCAGUCUGAUGUUUAUUUUCUUUGAUGGAGAAGAAGCUUUUGAGGAAUGGGGUCCAGAUGACUCUAUUUACGGUGCCAAGCAUUUAGCUAAAAAAUGGCAUAAUAAGAGGACUGUUAAUGGCAGAGGAGAUCAUAUCAAUGAGUUGGAUAAAAUGGAUAUGUUAAUCCUUCUUGACCUAAUCGGUGCGCCAGAUCCGGCUUUCUACAGUUACUUUGAAAACACCAAGAAAUGGUACUCAUUGUUAAUUAAUAUCGAGGAGAAAUUGGCUGAUUUGAGAAAAUUAGAAUCGUAUUCGUACGGUAAACGGGAGCAAAAGUAUUUUCAACCAUAUUCGUUCGACUCACAUAUCGAAGACGACCAUAUCCCUUUUAUGAGAAGAAACGUGCCCAUUCUACACAUAAUACCGAGCCCUUUUCCGUCCUUCUGGCACAAAGAAGGUGACAACCGAGGAAAUAUUGAUUUGAAAACUACCGAAAAUAUUAACAAGAUUCUUAGAACAUUCGUGGCAGCUUACUUACAUGUAUUAUCUACCUAACACUAAGAUACAGAGAAAAAGAAGAAACAAAGACAAAAAGAUAUGUACGAUGUGAUACCGGCCUGGUGUUUAAUUUAUAUUGCGAUUUAAAGAUUGUAUAUACACAAUAUCAAGAGAAUUUAUUGAAGUGCAUAUAACGCAUAAGCUCACAAGACAUGACAUAUCCGUCGAACUUGUUUGAAUCUCAGGUAGCAUAAAUAUUUAGAAAGCUAAAAGUAUAUUUCAGCUGAAUUAGAAAUGAGUCUUUCAUCGUUGUUCUUAUAUUUUUAAAAUUUUCUGGUAUAUAUUUUGCUACCUGUUUUACUUGAUCAAAAAUUGUGAUAUAUUAAUGUACUUUUUUUCAUACAUAUAUAUUAAGCCCAAUUCUUUU
Molecule: messenger RNA, 1515 nt
Organism: Harpegnathos saltator (Jerdon's jumping ant)
Lineage: Eukaryota; Metazoa; Arthropoda; Insecta; Hymenoptera; Formicidae
Product: iso Glutaminyl cyclase
Exons: 6
Coding region: 84-1145 (353 amino acids)
Molecular function (GO): zinc ion binding; glutaminyl-peptide cyclotransferase activity
Source: RefSeq, a predicted model, not a curated record